This is a messenger RNA of Oldenlandia corymbosa var. corymbosa, 1164 nucleotides long. Lineage: Eukaryota; Viridiplantae; Streptophyta; Magnoliopsida; Gentianales; Rubiaceae. The record is from the annotation of a GenBank genome assembly.
AUGCAUAGAAAGCGGGUUUUGACGAAACUUGCAGUUUACGUGCCGGAAGAAAUCGUGACGGAGAUCCUACUGAAGCUGCCCGUCAGAUCGUUGAUGAGAUGCAAUUGUGUCUCGAAAACAUGGCGUGCUUUGAUCCGAAACCUUUCUAUCGGUCACAAGCAUCUCAACAGAAACAAUAACCGUAAUAAUUCAGUCUUCCUCAUACGACAGAUAGAAGACAACAGGUUUUCCAACGAAUCCGAAAAAUACCACGAACUCUUAUUGACCCACAAGUGCGACAAGGAUGACAACCCAGGUGAUUAUCAUCAUUAUUAUAACAAUUUUUCUCUACUUGUUUUGUCCUCGUGUCUACCCCCUGAUGAGCCACAACUUCAGCUUUAUGGAUCUUGCAAUGGAAUCCUUUGUAUAUCGAAAUGGGUCCGCAGACCUUAUUUGUAUAAUCCAGUUACUCGGGAAUGCCUGAAGCUUCCGGAUUCGAGUGCGAAUAUGAAUGGGUCCUGGGAUAGAAGCCUAAUGGGUUUCGGGUUUGAUGCCUUAACCAACGAUUACAAGGUCAUGAGUUGUUUGGAUGUAAAUGCUCUUAUAAAUAACCCUAUAAGAGUUUUUGAGGUCACUUUGACAUUGGGCAAACUUGGUCCCGCCGCAGGAGUAUUUGUGAAUGGUUCUUGCCAUUGGGUGGGGGAAUAUCGGUUGACAAAUUUCAUUCUUAAAUUUGACUUCCAGACGGAAAUAUUUGGCAUUAUAAAGUUUCCAUCAUCGAAAGAAGCAUCAGGUACUGGAGGGCGAAAUUCAAGUAUAUCAGUCUUGGGCGAUUCCCUUGCAUUGAUCAUAGAGAAAUUUAUGCGUGGAUUCUUUGAAGUCUGGGUGAUGACCCAUCAGGAUGGGGAAGGGCCAUUAUCAUGGUCUAAGAGAUGUACUGUAAGAGUUGGACACAAUUUUUCAACCGUAUUAACUUGUUGGGACAAUGAUUGGAUACUUUUAAGGUCCUAUUGUGGUAGACACGCAAAAUCUUACUUCCUCGGUGACGGUGAUGAUCAUGGCGACGGAGAUGGCGAUUCUGCUACUGGAGACAUGAAUAAUUGGGGGUUUAACGUUGGUCGCUGUGAUAGCCUUUCUGCUGUAGUUUUUCAACCAACUCUAGUUUCUCUUCGACACACGAACUAA